CUUAAAAAUUGGUGCGUAGAAAAAGAAGAAAUAGAGAGUGAAAUACGUGUUACUCAAGAUGAAUACAAUAAACUGCUUACUAAUUAUUCACAAGCUCAACCGUAUAUGGUAGCAGUAAAUGAUAUCAAUAUUUUGCAAGAAUUGCAACAUAAACUUGUGUCAAUAUUGCAAAUGAUAAAGGAUAAGGAAGAAGUGAUAAUUAAAUCAUCCAAAUAUCAUCCUGUUCUCAAUAUGAUCAGUUCAAUGAAGCAAAAUACUGAAAAAUUUGCUGAUGAUAUUGAGAAAUUAUUAUUAGCAUUGACUGAAGAUGUUUCAAUACAAAAGGAACUUAUUAAUACGCAAAAUGAUCUAAUUAAUGAUAUAUACGAUCUAAAUGUACAAGCUGAAAAUAUUGGUAAUAUAUUAGAUAGCGAAGAACAAAAAGAAGAAAUUAAUAGAAUAAGAACUGGAUUAGAAAAAGUAAGCGAAAAAUUGAAUGAAUUAAAGAAAAAUGAAGAGAAACCGAUUAAAUUAGUAUUACAUUCGGAUGAACUCAAAGUAGUAACUAUAUUUGCUGACUAUGAAAAAGUUAACAAACUUGUGAGUGAUGCCGAGAAAAGACAUAUACAAAAUCAAAAUAUGCAAAUGGAAAUGAAGAAUUUACGAGAAGAAUUAUGUACUGCGCUUGAUGAUGCUUACAAAGUUGAAAAUGAUGCAAAUGCAAGCGCGAUUAAUUUGCAAGAAGCAGUAAUAAGAUUAAAAAAUGCUCGACAAUAUUUGGAAAGAUUGCAAGAUAUUUAUGAUCAAUUGCCAAAAACAUCAGACGCAGAUUUGAUACGUACUGAAACAAUGAAGGAAUUGUCAUUAUUGAAUGAAAGAUACGACAAUUUAGAAAGAAGUUUGGAAGAACGUGUUGAUGCAUUGAAAAAAUUCGAAGAAAUAGCACAUAAUAUAAGUGAGGAAUUAAGAAAAGUUGAAAGUGAUGCACGUGAACUAGAAGCACCAAAUGCUGACUGUAAUUUAACAGUUGCUGAUGAAGGAUUCAACAGGAUUACCAAAUUACAGAAUGCAAUUGAAAAGUUAUAUGAAUUAAAAGAAGAACAAUUGUCAUCUAUAUCAAUAGCAGAUAUAUGCAAUAUAGAUGAAUUAAGUGCUCGUUUAUCAUAUCUCAGCAAUAUAUUUCAUGAAUGGCGUGAUGAUGUAAUGAAGAAGAAGCAGGAAUUUGAAAGUGAAAAUAAUCUUUCCGGUUUGAUCAAUGAUUUGCAACAGACACUUGCUGAUGCAGAAAAUGGUUUGAACAAAAUUGAUGUAACAGCAAGCAAUGAAUUGAACAAUUUUAAGGAUAUUGUACUUCCAACAAUACUAGAAAAAUCAAGUCAUAUUAAAGAGCUGAUGUUAUCAGUGAAAACAGAUAAAGAAAAAGAACUUUAUCAACAAUUCAAUAUAUUGUAUGAUCAACAUAAUGAUUUGGCAAAACGUGUAGAUGAAAAAUUAAAUAGUGCCAAAGAGCAAGACAAAAUGCAUAGUGAUAUUGAAAAAUUAUUUGAUCACGUUGAAGAGGAAAGUAAUAAUUUGCUCAAUAAAUACAAUAAUCCUCAAGAGCUAGUAGUAGCUGUUGAAGAUGUAAAUUAUUUACAUUCUCUUCUGGAUGAAAUCUCAUCAUCAUCAGUUGAUAAUAUUAUCAAUCGACAAGUUAAGAAGCAUUUAGCAAAAAGAGAGGAUUUCAUUAAAAACCAUAUCAGAAAUUUGCUUAUUCCUCUUGAAAAAGACUGUCAAAAAGAGCAAGAAUUGAUGCACAAUUUGCGUGAAACGCUCAAUGCAUUAAAUUCAAUGGGCGAUGAAGUUAUUGGUAUUGAAGUAAAUAAUAUCGAUACAAUACAACAAUCGGAUAAAAUCGAUGAAUUAAUAAAAAAUUUGCAACAACUUAAAGGACAAAUUAAGAAGUUGGAAGAAAAAUUACAAACUUCAGAAGGUUUAGUCAAACGUGAUACAAUGAAUGAGAAUCUUUCUGAUCGUGUUACAUUACUUCAAAAAUUGCUUGAUGAUAAAAAACAAAAAUUAAUGAAUCAAGCUGAAGUAAAUGCAAUACUUCCCAAAAUAUAUGCCAUUACAGAAUGUGUACAGAAUUACAUCAAUCAAUUUGAAGAAUCACCAAUGCAAACAGUUGAUGAACAAAAUGCUGCAUUGAGUGAGCUAGAAUCGAAAAAGAUUCAACUUGAACAUUUACUUAAUAAUAUUCCAUCUGAUGAACAAGGUGAUGAAUUACGCGAAAAAAGUAAUUGGGUAGUAGAAGAACUUAACAAUCUAUUAAAACGUUUAGCGGAUGCAGUUGGAAAAAAACUUGCCGCAUUAGCAGCAUUUAAUGCAACCAAGGAUGAACUUGAUUUGCAGCUUUCAUCAAUAGAAUCUGCUAUUACCGCAAGUGAUACUGUUGAUCAGACUGUUUCUGCGCUUGAAAAUCAUUUGCAUGAUAUUAAAGAUAAAUUUACCAGUUUGGAGAAGCUGAAAAAUAAAGUAUGUGAUGUGGAUGAAAAAGAUCUUGAUAUUGAACAAAUAACAGAAAAGCAAAAUCUUCUUAAUACAAUUGAAAAUACUUUGCAACGUUUAAAGGUUAGAAUAAUGGUUUGA
Molecule: messenger RNA, 2607 nt
Organism: Thelazia callipaeda (thelaziosis nematode)
Lineage: Eukaryota; Metazoa; Nematoda; Chromadorea; Rhabditida; Thelaziidae
Source: the annotation of a GenBank genome assembly